This is a messenger RNA of Verticillium alfalfae VaMs.102, 2004 nucleotides long. RefSeq names its product chitin synthase. The transcript is spliced from 4 exons. Bases 1 to 2004 code for a protein of 667 amino acids. Gene Ontology annotation, cellular component: cell septum; cell periphery. The record is from RefSeq and is a predicted model, not a curated record. Gene Ontology annotation, molecular function: chitin synthase activity. NCBI's taxonomy places the organism in Eukaryota, Fungi, Ascomycota, Sordariomycetes, Glomerellales, Plectosphaerellaceae.
AUGGCCGUGUCCCCUACGGCGAAGAGGAAAUUCCACCAUCCAUUCAGGAGCCUUUCCAGACAGUCGUCAUCAGCUAGGACUUCAGCGGAGGCUCCUCCUCUUCCGGCUGUAGACCAGGUGCUCGAUGGCUCAGCUGAUGUAUCUGAAAAAGAUCAAGGAGGGCCGAGUAACACCCAGCCUGAAUCCCUCCCGGCACCAUUGACUCGCCCUCCCCCUCCCCCACCCAUCUUUGGGUCUUUCUCCAGCAGCACAUGCUCCUUUCAAUCUAGCAUCUCACAGGAGGAUGCCAAGCCACCAUAUCACCCAGACACAGAGCUCAAGAAGGUCUCGCGCUCUCUUCUGCGCCUCCAGAAAUACAGUCUCAUCCUGGGAUUCGUCUCCAUCAAUGCCGGCUUUAUCUGGGCGCUCUGGAAUUAUCACCAUUACUGGUAUAUCUUCCUGCCUUUCUUGGCUGCCAACACAUUCUGUCAAGUAAUCUUUGCCAUCUCCAACACCAUUGCAGCAACCUUUACCACCUUGAGACGGAAGCUUGGAUUCAAGAAGGAUGUCGUCCCCGAGAAUCCCGAAAAGUUUGUCAUGGUCCUGCCCUGCUAUAACGAAGACCGCCAAGAGGUGGAGACAAGUCUAAACUCCCUCAUCAACCAGCAGAACAUUGAUGAGCACCCACGCCUCAUCAUGGUCAUUGUUGACGGCAACGCCAAAGCCCCAGGCGAGGAGGUCUCUACUCAAGACUUCCUGCUGAACGACAUGUUUGCCGGCGGCGAGCGCAUCGAGUUCCAGAAUGGCUACAGUGCCCGUGAUGGCUUCUUCAUGCCUGUCACCAUCCAGCAGGGAAAGUACCGUGGCGUCCCUUACAUCAUCAUCGGCAAGAAGCACAACCAGGGGAAGCGCGACAGCUUGUGCUUCGUCCGUUCAUUCCUGUGGCACUACAAGAACCGCUCGGCCGACAUCUCAACCAUGUUCAACCCGGACCUGUUUGAUUACAUGGGUUCGAUCUUGACUGACAACGGCCUGGACACAAUCGACUAUCUCUGCGGCAUGGACGGCGACACUGUGUUUGAUGACGAUUGUGUGUACGAACUCAUUAAAGCCUUACGCCGUGGCGGUCCUGAUGUUGUCGGCGUCUGCGGCGCGGUCCUCGUUAAAUUUGACGAGAAGCCGUGGGGUUGGUGGAACCUGUUACAAAACACAGAGUACAACCUGACGCAAGGGUUGAGGCGAGAAUUUCAGUCUCGCGUUUCCGGAAAGGUCAAUUGCCUACCGGGCUGUUGUCAGCUCAUCCGGGUUCAAGAUGCCACAUUCGGCGAUGCAGUCCUGCGGGAGCGUUUCGGCCACGUUCCCAAGCCCAAUGACACCAUGACCCAGCAGAUCAUGGGUGUUUACUCUGAAGACUCGAUCCACGCUUCCAUCAUCUUCUCCCGCCAUCCCAAGUCGCAGACUCGCCAGGCUCUGCGUGCUCGUGCUUACACGACGGCCCCUCAAUCAUGGUCCGUGUACCUCUCGCAGCGCAAGAGGUGGGCACUCGGCAGCAAAUCGAAUGAGUUUGUCAUGGUCUUCCGUCCAGGCAUCAUCUGGGUUGAACGGCUGUGCUCGUUCAUCACGGUGACAACCUGGUGGCUGGGCCCAUUCGUCGUUGCGGCCAUGUUUGGCUUUGCGAUUGCGCUGGUGCGACAGGGAAAAAAGAUUUUCGAGAACCACAUCAUGAUCGGGUUGAUGUCUGUGCUCGCAUUCCGCUAUCUAUACUCUUUGCUUAUCGUCACGUGGUUCCCGCACAACAGGAUGGCACGCAUCAGGUUUUUGGUCGGCUUCUUCAUUUAUCUGACCUGCUCGCCAUUCAUGAACGUCGUUGUCACCAUCUAUGCUUUACUCCAUUGCGACGAGUUCAGCUGGGGCAAGACGCGGGCGUCAGUGGGCGACGAAAACGGUGCAGGUGGGCAUGGGGCACUGCCUGACCCUGAACAAGCCGCCAAGGAAAAGUUCAAUGAGAAGAUGCCGCCUGUUUAA